UUUUAUUUCAGUUAGAGAAAAAAUUGACUACGCGAAGUGUUCCUCCACUGUGUUUGUUCUCAUUUUAAUAAAAAAUAGUUUCUUCUUGUUUUAACUUAGCAAAGUGUACAAUUUUUUCUAAACUUGUUUUUUUUUUCUUUGUUUAUAAGUUAUAAAUAAUGUUAAAAUAAAAUAAAUAAAAUGAAAGUGUAAAAGUUUAUAGUGAAAAAAUCGGUGGGAAUACAUUAUAUUCUUGUGGAUGAAUAAAUUAUUAGUUUUCUUUUAUGGUAUACCUAGUUUUGUGGGGAAAUCCUUUGGAUUAUGGCCAAGAAAAUACCGUUUAAUGUAGUAUUUGCAUCAGAUGAAGACCCAUCAUUUCCAGCCAGUGAAUUAAAUUCACAUGGCCCAACCGUGCAUGGGUGGCGUAGUAGUCCUGGAAAUAAUACAAGCCCACACGAUAUCGUUCUACGUUUUCAUAGACCGGCCAAAAUAUGUCGCAUACAAAUCUUAGCCCACCAGUAUCUCAUUCCUGAAAAAGCUGAACUCUGGCUUCACUAUUCACCAAAAGGGAUACCAAGCACUCCUUCCAGUCAAUGUUUUGAUUUUUUAGGUUUUAUAUCACUUUCUGAUAAUUCUGGCACUAAUUUCAAAUCACGAGAACUUCAAAGUGUAACGGUAAAUCCGAGAAAAGGAACUCAUCUUAAGUUACGCCUAAGCACACCUCAUAGAAAUGAUUUUAACACCGAAGGACAAAUUGCCCUCAUAGCAGUAAAUGUACUCGGAGAAGAUUUGGAAUGUAAUUCGAACGGUGCUGGUGGCGGUGGUGGUGAAGAAAGUUCGGCCACUGCUGCCGCCGGAGAAGUUCAGUUGACCGAGAAUGGGGAACCAGCGCUGGCUUCGAUGUGUGAUGACCUGUUAUUCUCUAUGUAUGUAGAGGAAUCAAUAGCUGAGAUCAUUCGAGAGAUGGAAGAAAAGAAAUCAAAAGCUGUGAACGAUGAAAGGUUUGAAUAUGCCAGGAAGCUAAAAUUAUGCAUGACUUCUUUGAAGGUAGCUGGCGAAAGGUUAGGACGAUACUCGUUAGCAAAGAGACAAGCAGUUCAACAGGAAGAUUUCACUACAGCAAAACUGAGAAAGGAGCAAAUUGAAAUGUAUCGGAGAGCCGUUCUGAAACAGCUUCUGGUAGACCAGCUACUAGAACGGAACGGUUUAGUUGCCGACAACGAUUUAGCUUCUGAGGUUUACGCUUCGAAGCCCACGUUACCAACAGCUCCAAGUCUGCAAGAAGUCGCCACAGCUCUGGCAGAAGCGCAUUUUACUGCUACAAUGAGUCCCAAAAGUGCACAAGAGGACAAAUCAUCGACUGACGGUGGAAGCUCUGGUGGAGGUGUAGGAGCUCACAGUACGGCUAGUGACACACACUCAACACACUCGACUGGCAGCCACCGAAAGUCACAUGAUGACAUCCCGAACUCCCCCAAACUGAAUAUAGGUCGCAGUCCAAGUCGAGGGUCUCCUAUGUCAAGCCAUCAAGGUUCUCUAAGAAGGCGCAACAAAAGUGCACCUCGCAACAGCUAUGAAGACUAUGAAGAACGAGCUAUUCCCACAUUAAGACAGGAAUGCCAAGGCACAGCGUUGCUCGAGGCGGAUCCAAACAGAGGGCGGUCUCGUUUGAACGAUCGGGAACGGCGACAGGCUGCGCUACCGAUUUUGGUAUUUGGAAAUGAGUUGGUUGAGCAAUUCUAUUCCCGUCAAUUUCAAGAUCGAGAAGACGGCCUGAUGAGAUUGCGCAACUUCCUCAAGGGACAAGAAACCGAAGGGGAAUGUGUGGCGGGAGCGAACAAAGUUGCGAGAAGUGCUGCUUUGCUAUUGCAUAGAGCUGUUCGCGAUGCUGUUUACUCAGUUUUUAGUCAGGCUACGGAAACUGUGAGAGUGUUGUUUUUGGAGUUCGUCCCCAGUCGGGUUUCACAAAGUGAAGUCGCCCGUUGUGUGGAUCGUCUUCUACCAGAGUUAUUGGCAAAGAGCGGGGAUCCUUCGCCACGAAUUCAUACUCUGGCACAGCACACAAUUUUGAGUAUAGCCGCAUGCCCGGAAGUGAGUGAACAGCACUUAGUUGCACCUGCACUAUCGAGAACUGUCAGUUCUGGGACUCAUCCCCGUUUGGCUUUGAGUCGUAUGCAAAUGUUAGAGCAGUUGGUGUUAAGUCAGGGAAUAAGCACAGAUAAGCAUAGUGGCUUGACAUGUCGUGCUCUAUCAGAAUGUGGAUGCUCCGGAAUACACCAUCCAGCGGAACCAGUUCGCAAAGUGGCCGAACGGAUUCUCUUGUUGGUCUAUAAAGUGAAUCCGAGAUUGGUGAGGAAGCAACUGCCUCCAGAUGACGAUAUAACUAGAAGGAAUCUUCUGUAUCGGCAACUUUUUACGGAAUUUGAUAAGCUCGAUAUGGAACGAAAGAAAGAAAUGCUCGAAGCUAAUAAACACUUCUCAGGUCCUUCUAGUGAUCCUAUUUCACCACCAUCUAAUAGAAGCAACGAUAAACAACAAAAUGCCCGCGGGGGUGGAGAACAUUGCUAUGAUAGUAGAGUUGGAUUUGGAUUUGGAACAAAAAGUCCCGAUUCACAAUCCAGCCCAAUGCGACGUUCGGAAACAAGAAUACUCAAGAGUAAAAGUGGUCAAUCUAUAAGUCAAAAUGCAACAUCAGUUAGUAAUGGACACGCGACUGGAAUUGCCUGCAAUGGAAAACAGGAAUAUAAUGAGAAAGUAAAACAAUCGAUGAUAUCGAGCAAUUCAAGGAAGAAUUCGAACUCGAAUUCGAAUUCAAAUUCGGAAUCACUCGAGGAGCCUGAUGUGAUACGAUGUCCAUUUUGUGAUUGGUCUUGUCAUGGUGAGCAGGCGCACUUAGACAGGCACUACUGGAAGUCAUGUCCUUUUUUGACUAAAUGCCCACAAUGUAGUCAGGUCUUAGAAGUUGCAGCCUUGAACUAUCAUUUGACAAAAGAAUGUGAAGCAAAAAAUAGUUACAUUAACUGCGACCGUUGUACUGAAUCCGUUCACAAGCAGCUUUAUGAGUUACAUCAGAUGGAAGACUAUUGUAGAGAACUUAAAACUGGAGCAGCUCGUUGUCCUCUCUGCCACGACGAUGUUCACUUACCACUAGAUGGUGGCUGGAAAUUGCAUUUAUUGAGCUCAUCCGGUUGCCCAGGAAAUGCUCGACGAAGGACAAAAAAAUAAACAAAUUAAAAAUAGAUGCAUUGUGCAAUUGUGUUUUUUAAAUCGCUAAAUUUAAAAUAACUGCAAAUUAAAAACUAAAAUUUAAAUAAUUAAUAAAGUGCUCUAAUUACACGAUGACUCUGUGUCCAUAUCUUAUUUAAAAGUGAAUUUAAAAUUUAACUUUUAUUGUAAGAGAAUCAGACAAAAUGAGUCAUUGUGAGUAAUACGGAGGCUAAACUACGCUCUAUCUUGCCUUUCUUCGAGAAAUCAAACUUCUUGGUUUUUCCAAACACACAAAUAAAAACAAUAACUGAUUCAUCAAAGUUAUAAAUAAAAAUAAUAAUAUUAACUAUCUUUUUAAAAAUGCCCUUUAGGGAAAUGUGCAAUUUCAAAUUAUAAAAAAAAAAUAAACUUACAAAAUAAAACAAUUCAAUUUUAUUAAUAACAAAAUUCCCAUCACAAUUUUUGAGCUUAAAAUAAAACCAAAAAAAAAAAUGCAAAAUGUUAAUUAAACAAAAACACAAAUAAAAUUUUAAAUAUAUUUUUAUUCAUUUUCAAAAAUAAAGAAAAGUCAUACAUAAAGUACAUAUAUUAAAAAUAAAUAUAAUACAAAAUAGAACUACGAAUAAAAUAACCGUCACAAAACAAUUAUUUGAUACAAAUUAAAAUUUAGUAAAAUUAGUUUUAUUUUCAAUGUAUACAAAUGUUUUUUAAUAAAUUAAAUUUAUUGCAAUUAUUUUCAAUAUUAUAACAGAUUGUAUUGUUUCCUAUUAUGUUAUAGUUAGCUUUAUAGAUUAGUUAAAUAAAUUAGUUAGUUAAGUUGUCACACCACAUUGAAGGUAAAACCAUUUUUUGUGUUUAAUUCUAUUUUUUAAUGUAUUGUUAAUAAUAAAUAUUAUUUUUUAACACUGAACAAGAACAAAACUAUUCUUAUGCUGUAGAGACUAUAUAUUUUUUAAUUUAUAUUGUAUUUCUAUAUACUUAUAUUGUGAUUGAUUGUGUUUUUCUAAUUUAUUGAAUUAUAACGUCCGUUUUUACAAAACCCAUCCAUUUGAGUAUAAAAUAUUAUUAAAAAAUAUUAAAUGAAUUAUACGUACAUUACAUAAAAAUAGCAUAAAUAAACUGACAGUGAGACAUUUGAAUAAAAAUUACUAUAUAUGCAAUA
Messenger RNA from Eupeodes corollae, 4348 nucleotides. RefSeq names its product centrosomal protein of 104 kDa. Lineage: Eukaryota; Metazoa; Arthropoda; Insecta; Diptera; Syrphidae. Gene Ontology annotation, cellular component: cilium. Bases 301 to 3204 code for a protein of 967 amino acids. The record is from RefSeq and is a predicted model, not a curated record. The transcript has 8 exons.